Molecule: messenger RNA, 2424 nt
Organism: Oncorhynchus kisutch (coho salmon)
Lineage: Eukaryota; Metazoa; Chordata; Actinopteri; Salmoniformes; Salmonidae
Exons: 10
Coding region: 1-882 (293 amino acids)
Source: RefSeq, a predicted model, not a curated record
AUGACAGCAGUCGUCUUUAGUCCUAGCAAGAAUGUCAUGAAUGUGGAUGAGGUCCAAAGAAAGGGCUAUGCAAUAGCCAACACUCUCACAUGGCUGGUGUUAAGAAGCCCUCAUAAUGCAGAGGAGACAUACCUCCAGAAUGUAGCUGGGGUUCCGAUGCGUGUGCUCUCAACCUUCUUUGAGCAGAAGUGGCUGGAGAAGGGCGGAACAAGGUGUCACACCCUUCACUCUUCAGCUGAUCUAUGGCCUGGUCAUCUUUCCAGAGUAUGCUCCUUUCUCUCACUCUGCCGUUGUGGACGCUGUACUGCUGGACAUUGUGUCAGCUCAGUCACUGCCAUCUGUGAUCAGGAGAACUUCCACAUCACUGUGGACUACAGGAACCAAGAGCCCUUUUUCGUGGUCUUGGUUGGCAAGCGGCUGCUUAACCAUGAGCUUGCUCAACCGUAUUUAACAGAGGGUGAUGCAGACUUCACCAUCACCAGCCCUUCGACGGACGCAGUGUUUGCGUCGGUUCACUCGUCCUCUGUCAGGAGCAGACUGGAUGUGGCUCUGUUGAAUCCUUACAACAUGACCAUCAAAUACUUUUCCCUGGCUUGCAGCUUCCUCAAGACGCUGACUGAGUGUUUCUCUAACGGAACGAUGACUGCGCUGGCGAUGAAGGUGGAGUCUGCUCCCGGUCUGAACCCCGGUCAGCUGACCCUGAGCGACCCCUCCUGUGGUCCCACCUACAGCGACGAUCGCUUCGCCUACUUCCACUUCACUGUGUACCCCUGUGGCACCACCAGGAAGGCUGUAAUAAGCAAUUCCCCUCUACUACGUCGUUUAUCAACAAAGUCAUGCUGUAUGAGAACGAAAUCUCCUUGCCAGAUGAACUUGAGGUGAAGCUGAAUGCCACAACGUCUUCAGAGGAGGAAUAUUAGUAAAGGUUUCCUGCUACUACGGCCAACAUAACUCGCACAUUGGCCUUCCUGACCAGGCCGCGUGACAACUAGCUUUUUUACGAGACUGGGAUGGGUCGCCUAAUGGUCAGAAUGAGACUCGCUCAGGACGCCUUGUAUAACACGUUCCACCAGGAGGUGAGGUACCUGAGACAGCCUCUGCACUUUGAGUUGGAGCUGACCACGUCCUCUGACCCAAGGUAGCGCUGGUGCUUGACCACUGCUGGGCCACCCUCAACGAGGACUGCGACUCCCGACCCUGGUGGAAUCAUUAAUGGGUGGUGAGGCCUCCUCGUUUACAUCAAGCAGUCAUCAAGAAGAUGUUGACCUUGAUCUAUGUAUUUAACAUUGGAAAGAGGACUUAGUUUAUUUAGAUACUAGGCAUAGCUCAUUCUAAUAGGCUAUACUGUAUCUACUGCUGUACAUAUCAUUCUUAGUAUGUCUGGUGUAUACACCUGUAAUAGGCUAUACUGUAUCUACUGCUGUACAUAUCAUUCUGCUAUCAGUCUGGUGUAUACACCUGUAAUAGGCUAUACUGUAUCUACUGCUGUACAUAUCAUUCUUAGUAUGUCUGGUGUAUACACCUGUAAUAGGCUAUACUGUAUCUACUGCUGUACAUAUCAUUCUUAGUAUGUCUGGUGUAUACACCUGUAAUAGGCUAUACUGUAUCUACUGCUGUACAUAUCAUUCUGCUAUCAGUCUGGUGUAUACACCUGUAAUAGGCUAUACUGUAUCUACUGCUGUACAUAUCAUUCUGCUAUCAGUCUGGUGUAUACACCUGUAAUAGGCUAUACUGUAUCUACUGCUGUACAUAUCAUUCUGCUAUCAGUCUGGUGUAUACACCUGUAAUAGGCUAUACUGUAUCUACUGCUGUACAUAUCAUUCUGCUAUCAGUCUGGUGUAUACACCUGUAAUAGGCUAUACUGUAUCUACUGCUGUACAUAUCAUUCUGCUAUCAGUCUGGUGUAUACACCUGUAAUAGGCUAUACUGUAUCUACUGCUGUACAUAUCAUUCUGCUAUCAGUCUGGUGUAUACACCUGUAAUAGGCUAUACUGUAUCUACUGCUGUACAUAUCAUUCUGCUAUCAGUCUGGUGUAUACACCUGUAAUAGGCUAUACUGUAUACUGCUGUACAUAUCAUUCUGCUAUCAGUCUGGUGUGUAUACACCUGUAGAUUGCAUUUGGAUUACAGUGCUAAUUGAGUUCUGCAUUUCUUGAAUUUGUUUAUAUAUUUUUUUCUUGUUUUAUUAUUUGUAAAGUGUACUUUCACAUUGAGCUGCACUGUUCGUACCCACUGGGCACACACUGGUUGACUCAUUGUUGUUUCCAUGCAAAUUCAGUGAAAUUACGUUUCAACCAACGUGGAAUGGACGUUGAACAGUGUCCAGUGGCUAAUAACAUUAAGCAUUUCGCUGCACCCGACAUCUAUUUUUAAAGAUGAAACUAGCAGGAACACACUGAUCAAUACAUUUGUUUCUGAUCAACA